GGGCGUUCAGGCGGUCUCCAUCUUUCUCAAAGCGAAAAAAUUUCACAUUUUGAACCCCAGAAAAAACAGAGAAAAAAGUUGCAGAAAUGGGGUUAGGGUUUGUAGAGGUUACUGAAAGAGGAGAAGCAGGAAAACCUUAUUUCGACCAUGAAAAUGGCGAGGAGCUUAUGCACGUCGAACCAGAAAUAGCUCUGGUUUUCGGCACCAACCCUCCUGAAUCGCCUGGCACUCUUUACAUCUCUUCAAAGAGAGUGGUUUGGUUAAGCGAUUUGGAUAGGCGAAAGGGGUAUGCUGUCGAUUUUUUGUCUGUUUCUUUGCACGCGAUCUCGAGGGAUCCAGAGGCUUAUCCUUCACCAUGCAUUUAUGCUCAGAUUGAGACAGAAGCUGCUAGUGGUGAAGAAGAUGAUUCUGAUACCUCAGACACUGAACCUGAUCGGAAGUUUGAGCUGUCAAAGGUCACAGAGAUGCGCCUUGUGCCAUCAAAUCCCAGCCAUUUGGAUACGUUGUUCAAUGUUUUCUGUCAGUGUGCUGAAAUGAAUCCUGACCAAGAUGAAGAGGAUGGAGAAGACGCUGGCUGGGUUUUUGGGGAUGAAGAGGCAGGGGAUGAUGAUGCAGCUUUAGAUGAAGACUCAGGUUGGUGUUUCUCUGAAAAUUUUGCCAAUCCUAUCGGUCACUCAAAUGGAGUGAAGGAUAAUGACCUUUCACGUACCAUACUUGAGUUCCAAAUUGAUGAUCAGCGAUUUGAUGAUGCUGAGGAAAUGGAAAAUGAUACCCAUGCUGACAGUCGUCGAUGACAACAUCGCUCUCUCUCUCUCUCUAGCACCAGUGGUUUGCUAGAGAUCCCUAAGGCUAUACAUUGGAGCCACAUUUUCUUUUUAGUUCGGUAAUCUAAGAAAUUAAAAUUCAGUUGUUGACCAGUAAUGCUGUUAUAGAAUACACUAUGCAAUAGCUAGUGCAGCCAUUGGUUAAAACAGUUGGUUCAACAUAGGUCUUGGUUGAACCAAAUAUGUAGAAAAAGGGUAGAAACAAUGGAGGCCUGGAAUUUUGAAUUUUAAUCUAGGGUUUUUUUUUUUGCUAGUGUAAUCAAGGGUUAAUUUAAUGAGCUGAUAUUUUGGUUCAUGUUCUUGAUGUGGAUUUGUGUAACUAAUCCAAAACAAAGUGGGUCUUGUA
Molecule: messenger RNA, 1170 nt
Organism: Amborella trichopoda
Lineage: Eukaryota; Viridiplantae; Streptophyta; Magnoliopsida; Amborellales; Amborellaceae
Product: nucleotide-sensitive chloride conductance regulator (ICln) family protein
Biological process (GO): mRNA cis splicing, via spliceosome; spliceosomal snRNP assembly; chloride transport
Cellular component (GO): cytosol; pICln-Sm protein complex; spliceosomal complex
Source: RefSeq, a predicted model, not a curated record